This is a messenger RNA of Styela clava, 3368 nucleotides long. RefSeq lists its product as uncharacterized. Lineage: Eukaryota; Metazoa; Chordata; Ascidiacea; Stolidobranchia; Styelidae. The record is from RefSeq and is a predicted model, not a curated record.
UGGGGAGUUCAGGGUGCUUCCGCGUUUGUGUUUACUUGCACGUCGCAUUUCUGCUAUCUACAUUAUGGUUGCGGAAUUGCCAUCUGGGGAUUUUACUAUUCUAUGUAUAGCCGCAUUGCUGUGUAUUGUAUUCAUGAUCUGCUGCUUUCUCGCAUUCAACAACGACAAGGACGAAAUACACGCGGUGACGGAUAUCAUAUAUUUUCAAGAAAAAAUACCACCGAGAGAUCCGAUUUAUAUUGUAACUCUAAAAUUCGAUGACUCUUACGUCUACAGUGGACAAACAGAUUUGAUACUUCGACUCCGCGGGUCAAAUAAGGACAGUCCACUGGUAUUAUUCAGAGACUACGAUGGAUUUUACAUAGCGCGAGAGAAAACAUUGAGUCUAGGAGUCUCUAUUCCGUUUGAUCUUGGAUCUGUUGUCGAAAUUGAUGUAGCAGGUGACAACAGUGAUUUUGAUGAAGGAAUGUCUGUAUUUUCGUUCUCAGAUUUGUUCAUCAGGAAACUUCCAAGGAAAGCUGAUGCUCUGGCCAACAGCAAAACUCGUAUGAUGCUAGAGAAUCAGGAAUCUCCAUUCGAAGCUUUAUCUAAAAACGUUCGAACUUGGACAAGUGUAGAAACCUUGACAACGGCGAAAGGAGUCGGUGUACUUGGAGUGUCAGCGCCAGAAACGGGACACAGUUCUACUGUCAGAGCACGAGAUGUCGCUACAUCAUUGCCGUUGCAGGAGGAGACCGUAACAUUGAAGAAAAAGGCAUGGAUUGGAUUUCGACCAUUGCAUUACAUUUUGUCCCAAGCUUCAUCAUGGCACGAACCAUGGAGUGAAUAUUCCCAACUUGAUCACACAAUGGUUAUGUGUUUAGAUAUGAUUGCAACUCUUGUAGUCGUCAGCAGCUCGUAUGCAUAUGGAAUUGAGAAAUUUCUUAGUGUAACUGCAAUCACACCGAUGUUAAAGUCAUUGUCGGAUAACACCCCCGGAGCCGUUAACACAAUUGAAAAGUUCGAUAUGAUGGAUAUGUUCAAGAACUUCAGCCGUUACAUUGUACCCAUGAUCCAGAUUGUUUACAUUACGUUUAUCACAAGUUCAUUCAUCAUUCCGUUGUCUUUACUAUGGUGCAGGUUGUUUCGACUUAUUGGUGGUAAAGGAUUCGAGAAAGCUCUCGAAGAUGCCCAGCCGCCAUACUCCGUGGACAUCGCUUCUAAAUCAAAAGCAGCCCUGCAUUUCGGGUAUAGUGGCGCACCUCACAUCUCAGCGCGCUCCAAACCAAGAUCAAUCAAGAUUGAAACUCCUCACGAAUCAGCGCGUCAUUCUAUCCAAGGCACAAAAGCGCCCAAGGUAUCGGCCGGGCUCGACGAUCAAGAAGAUCUUUGGGAGGAUAAUUUUGGACACGGAACAACUCUGAUGCUACGGACACUCGAGUGUAAAAGCACUCACACAGCAUCAUGUGUUACAAGUUCCCGUAGAUUGCGCAUGGAACCUCUGCUGUCUAACUGUCCUGCUGAUCAUAUUACUGCCAGAUCUAUAGCGUAUGUGAGAACCAAAAUGGCAAAUCUCAGAGACGAGACUAUUCUGAGUGGGCAAAGUGGUUUGAAACACCCUGACGUAUUACAUGAAUCUCAUACGCAAUCAACUGAUGCACCACAGAUGCCUCCUCCGACUUCUACACCUGAUGGUUCUGGCGAUGUCUUGAGAGUGUCUAGAUAUUGCGAAAGAUUAGUGCAGCAGGCUGAGCGCCACAUACGAGAUAAUUCUGUGAUAGCUGAAUGUUUUGAGGUUUCUCCUCACUUGGGGGCAGCAGAUGUGCCGGGGAAGAAACCUGAUAAAUUUGCCAAUUGCUGUCCGAGAAAAUGUUGCCGAGAGGUGGGAAAUCCAGAUCAAAGUAUCUCCAAUUUAACAUUUUUUACCGAAGAAGACGCCAUAAGUUUACAGGAAAUGGUAGAACACCUUCCUGCUGCUUCAAAUAACAAUCAAAAAUCACCUUGGCCUCCAGCUGGUGCAGCUGAUUCGGGUCUUCAAUUAAUAAACAACGGAGAUAGCGAGACUUACUACGAACCACCACCAACGCCUUGCCCGUCAGCUAAACCCAAGAAGAGUUCUUUGAAAAAGUUCUCAAUUAAAAACAUUCGUGAAUCCGUGACGAAAAAAACAUAUGUGAAUAAAAGAGAAUCAGAGGAUUCCUCGGAAACUGGAAAAUGCAAAAAGGGACGCGGCUUGAAGAUGACCAUCCCUAAGAAAAGGAGUUCUUCCGCACCAUCUCGUGCUAAACAUUACGAGCCUGAAUCAGGCGUUCAAAGAAAGAAGGGAGUAAGAUUUGAAGACGAGAGAGAAAAGAAAGCUUUUCUCAGAAAAAAACGAUCACGAUCGAAUGAAAGCAAGACUAAACAGCAUGAGGGCAAACAAAGCGCAGAUUACAAGGAUAACGAUUCCGUGAAAGAACUAGUCAAGAAAUUUAAUCGUCGCACGAAAAAACCUGGAUCGCCAUCUUCACCAUUUCCUUCUGCUCGCUCUGACGUUUUCUACGACGCGGUAGCAGAGACUGUUGAUGAUUGGACAUCAGCCAAGAGUCAUGUGAUGAUGGAUCCUCACGUAGACGAACCACUGCCGGAUACAGCGCCUUUCAAAGGGAACACUGUAAAAAUAUGUGUGUUUAUAUUUCUACUGAUUCUGCAACUCGGUGAAAUUUACUUCGUAACUGCAUAUAAAAUGGAAGAAAACAAAUUUUUUAUCUUAGAGAUUGAUGGCAGUCCCGGACAAGGAGUCAGCAGGAUGCACGCUGCUUUUAUUUCAUGCAUAUUGGCUGUGCUUUGGUAUCCUAUUUUUACUGUUCACGUAAUAGCCUUGGCAUCGUAUCUUAUUGAAAACAUUCGCUCACAAUUGUCUGAAGAAAAGGAGCCUUACUAUGAAACUGGGAGCGUGGCGUCAAAACAUUCCUUGUCUGCUUUGCCCUGAAUAAAGAGAAAGUAAGGAAAAAUUAACUAUAAUUUUACCGAAAAGAUAGAGACAAUCAAAUUAGAAAAAGAAUCGCUUCGAAAGAAGACCGCGUCUGGCACCAAUAAUUUUUCAUCCGAACACAACCUUCUAUUUUCGUCUGUGCUAGAUGAGCGCCAUGUCGCGUUCAUACCUGGCAAAUUUUUUAUGUCAUUAUUGUCUUCGUGGCAUGGUUAUUUCAAAGUAGCUAAGAUGUAAUUUUGUGGUAGGCCGUGGUCAGUGAGAAUUAACUUAGUUUUUUAAGAUAUGUACUAGAACUACAACGAAUCUGAUUUUUCAUAGAAUUUUUUCGGUUAAGUUUUGUUCUCACCUUCUACACACUUUUUCGUUGUUUCAAAAUAUUUAUGCUUUAUUCGUAUAUAUUUAAAUAUUAUCCUUU